Molecule: messenger RNA, 2592 nt
Organism: Pelodiscus sinensis (Chinese soft-shelled turtle)
Lineage: Eukaryota; Metazoa; Chordata; Testudines; Trionychidae
Source: RefSeq, a predicted model, not a curated record
AUGACCAAGAUCCUAGAAGGCAGCACAGAAGCAAAGUCUGUUGGGGCCCAGUGGAGGGGUGCUGACGAGCUGAGGCUGGCGGAUGGAGGCAGCCCCUGUGCCGGGAGAGUGGAGGUUAAACACCAGGACCAGUGGGGGACAGUUUGUGAUGAUAACUGGGACAUUAAAGACGCUGGGGUGGUUUGCAGGCAGCUGGGAUGUGGAGCUGCCGUCAGCGCCCCUGGCAGAGCUCAGUUUGGACAAGGAUCUGGACAAAUUUGGCUGGCUAAUGUUCCCUGUCAUGCCUGGGGUGUGAAUUACUGUUAUCAUGGAGAGGAUGCUGGAGUGACGUGUUCAGGACAUGUGAAGCCCCGGCUGGUUGGAGGGGACACUGCCUGCUCAGGACGUGUGGAGAUAAUACAUGGAGACACGUGGGCUACAGUCUGUGAUGCGCACUUUGAUCUCAAAGUUGCCGACGUCAUCUGUACUGAACUGCAGUGUGGAAUAGCUGCAUCGGUCCUCGGAGGCGCUCACUUUGGCGAAGGACAAGGGCUGGUCUGGACUGAAGACUUCCACUGUGUGGUGAAUGAGUCUCUCCUGUUUUCCUGCCCCAGUAUCUCUCGAGUGAAUCAGACGUGCUCACAUGCAAACGAUGCUGGUGUCACGUGCUCACGGUUCCGGCUGGUGAACGGCAGCACAGCCUGCUCCGGGAGGGUGGAGAUCCAGGUGCGUGGUGCCUGGGGAACCCUCUGUGACUCGCGCUGGGAUCUCUCAGACGCCAACGUUCUCUGUCGUCAGCUCGACUGUGGAUUCGCUGUGUUGGUGCCAGGAGGAGGGCACUUUGGGAAGGGAACCGGCCCUGUCUGGGCAGACACAUUUCACUGUGAAGGGACUGAGCCCCAUUUGGGGCAUUGCCCUGUCACUGCCCUGGGGGCCUCUCUGUGCUCACAUGACAAUGAUGCCAGUGUGGUUUGCUCAGGCCCAGGUCUCUCUGGGGCGCUGCGGCUGCUGAGUGGAGAGAGCCGGUGCGAUGGCAGAGUGGAGAUUUCCCUCCGAGGUGUGUGGAGCCGGGUGCUGGAUGACCAGUGGGACAUGAACGAUGCCAGCGUGGUCUGCAGGCAGCUCCAGUGCGGAGCAGCUGAGAGAGCUUAUAACCCCCCUUCGUCUGAGCGAGGGAUGGGCCCUGUGGGGAUGAGAAGGGUCCAGUGUGCAGGGAACGAGACUCGUCUGACCAGCUGUGACAACUCCCCGUCUGAGCCGGCCCAGGCAGGAAUUGCCGAGGACGUCGGUGUCGUUUGCUCGGGGAGCAGGCGGAUCAGGCUGGCGAAUGGGCCGGGUCGCUGUGCCGGGAGAGUGGAGAUUUAUUACAAUGGCACCUGGGGGACAGUCUGUGACGAUUCCUGGGACCUGCCGGACGCCGAUGUCGUUUGCAAACAGCUGGGAUGUGGACACGCCCUCAAUGCAACUGUCUCUGCUCAUUACGGGCAAGGGUCCGGGCAGAUCUGGCUGGACGAUGUGAAGUGCUCUGGGAACGAAUCCGAUCUCUGGGCCUGUCCUUUCGCACCCUGGGGCCAGCACAACUGCAGACACAAGGAGGACGCGGGAGUUCUCUGCUCAGAGUUCACAGACCUGCGGCUGGUGAGUGGCAGUGACUGUGCCGGGCGGCUGGAGGUUUUCUACAAUGGGACGUGGGGCAGCGUUUGCUCCAAUCAAAUGUCUACAGUUACUGCAUCAAUCAUCUGCAAGCAGCUGAACUGUGGGGACGGAGGGUAUACAGAGACAGACCCUGAGUAUGGAGAAGGUUCUGGUCCCACAUGGCUGGACCAUGUUACAUGCCGUGAGCAGCACAGCUCCCUUUGGCAGUGCCCCUCCCGCCCGUGGGAACAGCAGUCGUGUGAUAACCGUGCGGAAGAGACCCACAUCUCUUGCACUGACCGGGACAAGCUGCGCCUCGUGGGAGGAGAGGGCAAUUGCUCGGGCCGAGUGGAGGUUUGGUACCGUGGCUCCUGGGGCACAGUCUGUGAUGACUCCUGGGACUUGGCGGACGCUAACGUGACGUGUAAACAACUGGGCUGUGGAGCGGCCGUGUCUGCCCUGGGCGAGGCUGCAUUCGGCGAGGGGACUGGUCCCAUCUGGGUGGAGAUGCUGGAUUGCAGAGGGACAGAGUCAUCCCUCUGGGACUGUCCUGCCAAGCCCUGGGGUGACAGCCCCUGUGGCCAUAAGGAAGAUGCUGCCGUGAAUUGCUCAGGUGAGUGGCAGCCGACGUCUCUGUGACAUGCUGUGAGGUUCAGGGAGGAGGAUGGACCCAACUGCCCCCCUUGCUCAUGGAUUGACCCCUCCCAUCUCCUGUGCGCUGGAGCAUCAUGGCUGCCGUGGGCAGAACCUUUGUGGGUCGGGCUGGCUCAGGCAUCGGCCCAGGGAGCUGCAGGCUCCAUCACAGGCCCCAGGGUGCAAGUGCUGGUUUCUUACCAGUGUCUCAGCACAGGAGCACCUGGGCCCUAACUCCCCGGCGUGCAGGCGCCGCGCUGCUGGGGGCGUUUGUGGGAAAGAGAACAGGUGAUGUCUGGACACCCCGGGGACUUGCUCCCCCAGGCAACAAGCACAUUCCCCUCC